This is a messenger RNA of Trypanosoma cruzi, 1179 nucleotides long. RefSeq lists its product as uncharacterized. The record is from RefSeq and is a predicted model, not a curated record. Lineage: Eukaryota; Euglenozoa; Kinetoplastea; Trypanosomatida; Trypanosomatidae. Bases 1 to 1179 code for a protein of 392 amino acids. The transcript has a single exon.
AUGCUUGGCGCCGGUACAUGGUUUGUGGGACUCACCAUACCAACUGUGGUCGUCGUGGGCUUCUUUGCCUCACGCAAACGAUUGGCAUACCAGUGGCGUGAGGAACUCAUGGACCCAACCGGUAACAUUUACCCGCCAGUCACAGCGGCAGAGAUGGAAUUUUUUUGUCGCAUACUGCCACCGUAUCGAAGAGAGAGAAAAGGCGAGCCCUUGUCUGUGAGUGAGAACAUCGGACUGUAUGUUUCUCCUGAUGCUUUUUCAGGAGAAGAGAGUCACGUGUUGCUUGACGAAGUUGUGCGAUGGGCCUCGUUGUUUGGACAGGGAAUUGACCCCAAGAAAUUGGUGACGCUUGAGGAAAGGGCGAAGGCAGAAAGAGUGGACAUGAGCUUUUGUCGUGACGUCGUCAUUAUUUCGGAUCACGCGGAGGACAUUCAGUUGAUGAAGGCACCGUGGGGAACAGGCGACCGCAUCAAGUUUGACAUGAUGCCGGCAUCUCUACGCUACAUGGUGAAUAAGACGCAGCGCUCAUUCAGGGGCAUUGGUCGUCUUCGCCAUGUGUAUGUGGAAUAUUCACCGAGUGGUAAGUUCUACCACGAGCCACGACCAACAAAGGCCUUUGAUGGUCAUGAUUAUGUCAUUAUCCCACUAAGGCGGGAUGAGAAUGCUGCCGUAGUCACGUUUUCUCCUCUUCUCCGCUCUAAAUUCUCCUUUGUUCGGGAAGUGCUUGAGAGUUCAUGGACAUCGCGCGAUAUUGAUGCAAUAGUCCCUCCAGGUGGUGCACUUCGUGUGUAUGGAGCCGCACGCUACGAGUGGGGGUGGUGCAUUCGCCCGCAUAAUGUCUGGUUUGGUCACAGAGAUAACUCACUGGAGAAGUUCUCUGCGUCACCCGUACAGUGCGGCAUGAUACAAGCCAUCACGCGCCGUCUGUUUCACUCUCUUGCUGAGCAGCCGAAGAAUAAAGAGGCGGGGCUGGUGGUGCUGCACUUUGAGGGGCCACGCGACUCAAAGAAAGUACGAUCGCUACUUCUUCAUCCAGAGAGUCUUAUUUUCGGGAGACCACCCAAGCCUGAGACUUUUGAGCAGUGGACGGAGGAACGGCCCACGAAAGACGCAGUUCGAGAAGAAGGUGUUUUUCUUUUCAUGUUGAAAAAUUACAUGGAAAUGUUCCGAGUCAGUUGA